CUUCAGUCGCUAGAGAGCGCUUUUCAUGUGUGGGACGUGCCUUCGCGCAACUCUUCCAGUUACAUAGCACGCACGCACCUCGACGAGCGUCAACAUAACUGCGCAAUCGUGUUCGACCUUCCGCCGAACUUGGAACCACGCGCGUGUCUUGACAGUCGUGUGUUUGGCGGGAACGGUGGUACACGAUCAUCUUUGGAUUUUACGUGGCGUUCGAGUCGAACCAGUGGUGCCACGGUGUGCCAGCCGUACAGCAUAUUGAUGGUUGCGGGCCGUGUGCAAUAUUAACGUUUUCCGUGGGAUUUUCUUGUGCCGGAUAACGAGGACCGACCGUGUUAUCGUCUGUGUGCUUUAUCUCGGCCGGUCGGGACAAUUACGGAGUCGGCACGCUGGGUUACGUGACCGAUUUCAAAUUUGAAUAACACCGUCGUAAUCUUCGCGGGAACACGUCGAAACACACUCCUCCUCGUCGUUGGGAGGCUCACGCGCAAGUGCGCGCGACGUUGCCGGCUUGUGUUCUACCCGCGGGCUAUGCGGUGGAUUUCUGAGAGAAACCAAGAGGAAAGUGUUGAUUCGACUUCAUGAUUGUCCACUGGAUGCUGUUCCGAGUUUACAAAACAUCGAACGGUACCGGCAUAUUCGUGGAAAUAUGAGAUAGUGUUGCUGUUUUGAUAUAUCGUCUUUCUCGCUUUCUCAGCCGUGGUAUAUACGCAGUACAGUGUUCACCGUGUUGCCAGACUUUCUUGUCGUCUUGUUCGUCACAGUUCUCGCCUUGGUCGUUUCAAAACUGAUCGUUGCGCGGGUGUGCGACUGUCAACAGUCGCGGAGUGUGUCGAGCAAGGAGUCAACGAUCAGCGUAGUCGCGAGGCGAAGCUGUGGCACGGCCAUUAUUCGAAAUUCGGUGGAUCGCGCCACGGCGGCGUUGCCACAUCUCUCUCGGGAGUACAGUCGGUGUUCCCGUGCAGGAUUCCUGGAAGAAUCUCCGUAAAUGGGACACGUGUGAACGCUUUGAAAUAGAUGCAUAAACUACGGUAGUCGGUAACCUUGUGCAGUGAGAACGAGAGAGAGAGAGAGAGAAAGAGAGACUCGCAAACAAAAGUGGUGCUAGCAAGUAGAGAUCGCGUUCCAAAAACAUUGAGGCACGAACGACUCGCGUUGGAUAGAGAGGCGUCGUUACUGCGAAAAGAAGAGAGAAAAGGAAGGAGUAUAUUCGUUGGUACAUAACUACGUAAAGGGAACGGCGACGUUGCCGGCACGACAGAAGAACGAAAUAUGAGCGCACGAGUAUUGAAUCCGGCGAUGAUGACGGAAAUGAGUAGGAAUCUGGGUGGAGGACGAACGGCGCCGAGCAGAGCAGCCCUCGCCCGCGUUCGAAGGGAUCUAUUCGGACCCGUCGAUCACGCUGCAGCCCGUGCGCUCGCCGAGCGGGAGCUUCGCGCUCAAUCCAUGCUCGACGCCGAGAGAUGGGGAUUCGACUUUCACUUGGAGAUACCGCGGGCGAAUUCGAGGUACGAGUGGGAGCUGGUAACAUCGCAGGACGUGGUCCCAGAGCCCUACGCCCUGCGUGGCAUGCCCUACUUAAGGAAACAUGCGCCCGGUACACCUCGAAAAGCGAACGAUUCCUCGCCGACGGUAAAAUUCCAUCGUAAAGAGUCCCCGGCAACCACUCCGAUCCUUCAAAAGGCGGAAAGAACGCCACCUCAAGAACCAAGGGUACCGCAAAUCGGCGAGGUCACCAUGAACGAAAUAUUCGACCUAGAGGCGGAGAAGAAGGUGUACAUCGUCGAACCCACUACCCCCAUUUUAUCCACGACGAGGAAACAGUCCUCCAUAACCGACUUCAUGAAGAGUCGUAAACGUAGCCUAAACGGUAGCGCGAAGAGCAUGAUAGAGCCGCCGGAGAAAAUGGCCCGCAACGCGGGUCAGAUACGCAGCUAAGGAGUCUUCCGAGCUUCCUCCUUCAGCCUCGCUGUCCUUCUUCCAUCUGUUCCAUCGCGCGAGAGAGGCCACGGGAACACGGAGCAAGCUGAGAAGCAACCGCAACCGAUCACUGCCAAGGAGGAACCGAGAGAAAGGCAGAGGGCGAGCUCUGGCAGGAGGCGCGAGGUCCGUUGGCUGUGCCAUUCACAUAUAGAUUUAUCGGCCAUGAAUAUGUGGACGGAAAACGGUGGCCAGUGAAGAAAAAAGUCGCUCCGUUUUUCGUCGCAGCGUACACAUUAUACAUACAAGCGCGCACACGCAUACACGCACAUGCGCACACCACACGAUGACAUAUACACACAGAUUAUAUUUUUCGUAGCCAUGCCGCGGAAAUGAAAAAAAUAGUAACAACUGUGGUGAAAAGCGUCGAUGGUUGUUGCUAUUUUCUUUUUCCUUUUCUCUACUUUUUUUUAUUUUAUAUAUGUACAUGUAAUUCAUCGUGUCUUUUGCAGUAGGUUUAGGCACCAAGUAAUGAUGCGCAUAAUAAAUAUAUAUAUAUAUAUAUUUGUCCAGGAGAAAGAAGAAGAGUGGAAGAGAGUGUGUGUGUGUAAGUAACGAUUUAAUGAAAUUAAUGUAAUAUAUUUGUUCGUUCGAGUCCAAUGAGUGAAACAAUGCUGGGAUGAAUGACGACGAUGAUGAUAUAGAAUAAACGAACGCUUUCUCCGUCAGAGACAGAGUGUAAGCAGAGAACAAAUUAUAUAAAUAUUUUUAGGAUACGGUACACGUAGAUUCUAAGCCUUCUAGCCGCUAAGUGGAAAGUGCAUUUCAAAGCAUAGAUACGGAGAAGGUCGGUGUUCGGGCUUGGUCCACCGGGCACCGGAAACCGAGGGUCCCAAUUUGACUCGUGGGUCUUCAGCGACGAGUACUCCUUGCUAAGGACCCGCGGACCACAUACAAAAAGCCAUGACUGGUUUCGCGGUGGUGUCGACAGACCGAGUCCUCGAGACGAUCGCGAAAUCACAAGACAAUAGUAUUCUUUCUUCGCUAAGAAUUAAAACAAAGCGACCAAUUUGACUAGAAAUUUGACACGUUCGAAGACUAAGGGACAUCGUUUCCGGGGCACACAGGUGACCACUCCCGAAAGCUCGACGGGGAGAGAGAGAUAUGAUUUAGAUACGUAGCUGGUUACCCAUGUUUAAGCAUUGAUCUCCUGUACGACUUUAAGAAAGUACAGCCGAUGCCAAAUCACCCCGCGAUUUAAUUACUUUUCUUAAUUCUUUUUGCGUCCCGUCGUAGGGGGGACCUUCGUAUUCGGCUCCCUCUCCUCUCUUACCCCACAUUUUUCACUCCUUGUAAAUAGUGCACCGACGCUUCGCGAGGAUGCCGUUAUUUUAUCGUGUGCGAAAACCAUGAAUUAUACAAAAACGAAUUUUUGUAGUUUCACGUUGAUCAACGAGAUCCUCGCGUCGCUCUUCCAUCGAACUGCAUUUCCUGUCCUGCGAUGCAUCUCCCUCCUUUUAGCGUUUUACGAUCAACACAUCGGUGGCAACGUUUAGGAGCACCGUUCGAGGCUCUCCACAAAAGUCUGUUCGUCCCGUUCGCGAAGGUAUUAAUUAGAGGACGAGAGAUACUGGGUUCGCAAAAUAGGUAAGGGGAACGUUACAGGUGUCAACUUUUGGCGUGUCCCUUCCAAGUACAAAUCGUAGAAAACCUUUGAACGGUCUCGACUAAACGAAUUUUCGAGAGGGCAAAAGCAAGAGAGACAGAGAGAAAGUGGAACGAUGCAGCUCACUAUUUUUAUUUGGGAGAAACUAAAAACUACCUUCUGCCAAUCUUUUCCAGGUGGCAAUUUAUGUAAAUUUAAUUGUAUAUUUUUGAAUUGUAUAUUUAUUUUAUAAUUAUUGUUUUAAUGAUCAUAUAAAGGUAGAAGUCGAGCCCUUCCACUCUCUCUCUUUCCUUCUCUCUCUCUCUCUCUCUCUCUCUACCUCGUACCUUGCUCCUCGGUACAGACUUCUGUCAGUCUUUUCUACCCCCCCGUUUUGAGAUUAUAAUUCGAAAAUACGACUGGUGGUUACAAUGCUAUUUUUGUCCCGUUUCGUUGCGGGUAGAACAAUCGAUUCGUUUAGAGGAAUUCCGAAUGGUCGUUGCUCUUUUUCGUUCGUCUUGGUGCUUGGAAGUUCAAUUGCGCUGUUCGUCUUGAUUCGCGAGUCGCGAUUUUAGGAGGCGGUAAUUAAUCGGUUGUCCUGUAGUUCGAUCACGUCGCGAAUACUGUAUGUGCUCGUCGCUUUACAACAAUUGACUAAAUUUGUUCGGCACGCGCUGCAACGCGAUGCACCGUGGUGUGAAUCGCGCUGUGCGUUAAUUGGCCCCGCAGUCGGCGCAUAAUACGCCGCACGACGCUUUCAUAACGGCGCCAGUUUUAAUUCGAAUAUCCUGGACGCAGCUUCGGGGUAACUAGAUUGCGGAUAAUUGUGUGAUAUGAAAGUUUGUUGCAUCGGUCUUGAGAUUUAUCUUUCCUUGCGAUUUUCUUGUGCAUUGUUCGGAGCAUUUAUGUUCUGAGAAUUAAAUUGGAUCACAGUUAACAUUCACAAUUCCGGGAAAUACUAGUUCUUAAUUUAUGUGCAAUGUAUGCAAUUAAAUUAUAUACAUCAGCAAAAGGAUAUUAAAAUUAUAUUAAAUUAUAUUAAAAUUAUAAAGUAUUAAAAUAUUAAAUAAAUUAUAGAAUAUUAAAAUUAUAGAAUUAUAUUAAAAUAUAAUUGAAAAGCAGAGGGAACUAGAUUAUGUUGUUAGAAUUGACCUGUUGAUUUACGAUUGAAAUUCUCUGAGCCAUUGGAAAAUCUCCUGUAGACAUGUAAAAAUGUUAUUGCAGCAAUGGGUAAUGCGUUAACAAUUUUAAUAAGUCGAAAACAAUGUGACAGUGUUCUUAAAUUUAACUGACGUUUUUAUCACAUUUUCAUCGUAAAUAAAAUCCGCAAUCUAGCCAGACCGUAUCAAAAUUUAUCGAGCAGUCACGCGAAAGAACAUAAACACACCGACAUAUACUCGGCUUUUAAUCAUUUUGCGCAUCGUUUUUUUUUUCCUGAGGAAAUCGACGACGAACGGCAGACUGCUCGAACUUCAAUACUUUCUUCCUCUGUUUGAAAAAAGCAGAGGUGAAAAAGAAAAGUUGAACGAAUCUCGUCAAGCCUGCAAUGCACAUACGCGUACACACUUACACAAACACGCACACAUGGAAGCAAGCAAGGAGUCUGCCGUCGGAAACGAAACGAAGCCUUACAAACAAAACAAAAAAAAUAGUAAAAAGAGAAUAAAAAAUCGUAUGUCUAUGUAACCCUGUGAUGUAUUAGUAUGAUCUCAGUAAACAUAAAACUUAGUGCGUACUUCUUAUUUGUAAUAAGUAGAUAUAUAUAUGUGCGUUCCGAAACGUGAUGUAAAAUCCCAGUGCUAAAAGAGUGUGUAUGAAAGGAGGCUACAUACGGCCUGGGUGUCUGUUCGUGUGAAUACAGUUAGUGACGUUUGUUUGUGCGGAUGAAUGUUAGUGAGCAAGAGCAAUCGUUUAAACGGCAGAUUAGAAGUACCCAGUGCCUCACUUCAAGUUGGUAUUCGCGUAAGAAUUCUAUGUGUAACGACCGAUAUAUUAUUAUAUAAACCAUAAUCAUAAGAGAGUCUAAAAGAACUAACCUACAUAAGUGAAUACCUAUGUUUAUUAAAAAAAAAUGGAAUUAUCUAUAAGA
Megalopta genalis is the source of this 5651-nucleotide messenger RNA. It is a transcript of the gene dap, whose product is annotated as cyclin-dependent kinase inhibitor dacapo. Gene Ontology annotation, biological process: regulation of cell cycle. NCBI's taxonomy places the organism in Eukaryota, Metazoa, Arthropoda, Insecta, Hymenoptera, Halictidae. Gene Ontology annotation, cellular component: nucleus. Gene Ontology annotation, molecular function: cyclin-dependent protein serine/threonine kinase inhibitor activity. The record is from RefSeq and is a predicted model, not a curated record.